CCGUUGUAUGUCCGCAGUCUCUGGUCAUCUCCUGUACUGUGUCCGCAGUCUCUGGUCCAUCCCCUGUACUGUGUCCGCAGUCUCUGGUCCAUCCCCUGUACUGUGUCCGCAGUCUCUGGUCCAUCCCCUGUACUGUGUCCGCAGUCUCUGGUCCAUCCCCUGUACUGUGUCCGCAGUCUCUGGUCCAUCCCCUGUACUGUGUCCGCAGUCUCUGGUCCAUCCCCUGUACUGUGUCCGCAGUCUCUGGUCCAUCCCCUGUAAUGUGUCCGCAGUCUCUGGUCCAUCCCCUGUAAUGUGUCCGCAGUCUCUGGUCCAUCCCCUGUAAUGUGUCCGCAGUCUCUGGUCCAUCCCCUGUAAUGUGUCCGCAGUCUCUGGUCCAUCCCCUGUAAUGUGUCCGCAGUCUCUGGUCCAUCCCCUGUAAUGUGUCCGCAGUCUCUGGUCCAUCCCCUGUAAUGUGUCCGCAGUCUCUGGUCCAUCCCCUGUAAUGUGUCCGCAGUCUCUGGUCCA
Molecule: messenger RNA, 507 nt
Organism: Staurois parvus
Lineage: Eukaryota; Metazoa; Chordata; Amphibia; Anura; Ranidae
Source: the annotation of a GenBank genome assembly